AAGCAGGUGGGGGUGGGGUCUCAUGCCAUUGACUGUGUGGUUGCUAGGCAACUUGGUAAACUGAGGAGCAAACCUGUUUAAAAUCUCACUCCUGAGGUGGCUGCAUCAGGGGUCAGAGUGAGCUGGCCUGAGCAGGGGUGGCAGACGAUUGAGUGUGACUGUGAGACUAAGCAGACAGUGACAGACAGACAAGUCAGUGCUGAUGGCUGCACACCGCCCUGUUUACUAUCAUGCAGCUGCAGAAGAGAAGGGUGCAAGACACGGUGUCCCACUGCACCCCAGUAGGCAAAGGAAGGACACACAGGAAGGAGCAAACAGAAAAACAGCUGCUUCUUAUUGGACUCCCUCUAGACUGCGGCGCACGCUCGGGCAAGGGGCUUGCUCGGUAGUUCUUCGUGCUUCUCCAUCUGUCCACUCUCCCUCCUCCCCACACACCUUGUCAAAUACCCAGAAUGAGAGUCUUUGAAGAGAUGCUGUCAACGGGGCCAUGGUGGGGACCACAGUCAAAGGGAAAGGAGCAGCCUGUGGAGGAUUGGGCUGGAAGGAGAGGAAUGUCGCCCCUGCCGGGAGGUGCUGAAAGCCUUGCUUCUUACACCCAAGAAGGCAGCUCCUCCCUUCCCCCAGGAUAAUUGGAAACAGCCUUUCCUGUGGAUUGCUGCUUUGGGGUUAUAGGUACCCCCUUUCCUCUCCCAGUCAUACUUUUCUCCGUGAUCACCCAAGAAGGGCCAAAAUUUACUACUCCCUGGUCUCUUCGUCUAAUCCACAGAAAACAGUAAAGGGUCCAAGAAACCGUGACAAAAUGAACCCCAGGAAAGGGGGAGUUCAGCAGCCUAGAUUGUGUCUUCGGGGUUUUCCUAAACUCCCCGUGUGACCUUGGGCAAGUCACGGGGUCCCCUCUCAACCUGGAUAGCUCUACCCCCUCCCACUUCACACAGGUAGCCCAUCAACUUAGCGUUACUUUGUGAAGUGCCUAGCCUUCAAGGUUAUCAUUAUCCUCUCCAGACCGCCUGGAAAGCCGCGGUGUUGUUUUGGAAUGGGAGAGGAGUAGGCUGCGGGGAGCAAAGGGGGAAGGUUUUUUCGGGGUGGAGAGGGCAAGAGCCUUUCUGGAUGCUAGCGAGGAAGAUUCCAAACGCUCGGGCAAUCGGAGGGCAGGAAGGAAAGCAAGUAGAAACUCAGCCAGAGACGGACACUGCCAGAGACAAAGGGGGCGUGAGAGACCGCGCCGGGCAGCGAGGCGGGGUGGCGGACGGGAGGUGUGCGAGGUUCCAGGCAGAGGGCGGUUACGUGCUUUAUCCUCAGAUCGGGGACCGGCUAGAUCUACUUUGUCCCCGGGCUCGGCCUCCUGGCCCCCACUCCUCUCCUAGUUAUGAGUUCUACAAACUGUACCUGGUAGAGGGUGCCCAGGGUCGGCGUUGUGAGGCACCCCCUGCCCCAAACCUUCUUCUCACAUGUGACCGGCCAGACCUGGACCUCCGCUUCACCAUCAAGUUCCAGGAAUACAGCCCUAACCUCUGGGGCCACGAGUUCCGAUCCCACCACGAUUACUACAUAAUUGCCACAUCAGACGGGACCCGGGAAGGCCUUGAGAGCUUGCAAGGAGGCGUGUGCCUAACCAGAGGCAUGAAGGUGCUUCUGCGAGUGGGACAAAGUCCCCGAGGAGGAGCUGUACCCCGAAAACCUGUGUCUGAAAUGCCCAUGGAGAGAGACAGAGGGGCAGCUCACAGCGCGGAACCUGGGAGGGACACCAUACCAGGUGACCCCAGCAGCAAUGCAACCUCCCGGGGUGCUGAAGGCCCCCUGCCCCCUCCCAGCAUGCCCGCAGUGGCUGGGGCAGCAGGGGGGAUGGCGCUGCUCUUGCUGGGCGUGGCAGGGGCUGGGGGUGCCAUGUGUUGGCGGAGACGGCGGGCCAAGCCUUCGGAGAGUCGCCACCCUGGUCCUGGCUCCUUUGGGAGGGGAGGGUCUCUGGGCCUGGGUGGUGGAGGAGGGAUGGGGCCUCGGGAAGCUGAGCCUGGGGAGCUAGGAAUAGCCCUGCGGGGUGGUGGGACUGCAGACCCCCCCUUCUGCCCUCACUACGAGAAGGUGAGCGGUGACUAUGGGCACCCUGUGUACAUUGUGCAGGAUGGGCCCCCCCAGAGCCCUCCGAACAUCUAUUACAAGGUAUGAGGGCUCCUCCCACCUGGCUCUCCUCAAUCUAGCCGUCCAUGGGGUGCUCCUCCAGUGUAAUUCAUGGUAUGAGGGACACCUGCGCCAUGACUUUGGCCCCCUUUGCCCUACCAGCUCUUUGGCUCCUCCUGGCUAUAGCCCUCAUCUCCAAUUUUAGGAUCCCUUAAGACUUGACUACACCUUUUCCUGACCUCCCCGACUGACCCUCAUUUGACUGUGGGCACUCCUCUGUUUCUGCCUCUUAGGGGAGGGGGGUCACAGGCUCAGCCUCCCUUAAUCACUACCCAGGUGUCCUUUCUCCCUCACCCACCCAGAGUGGGGGUGGGGACAGUCUGUCUUUUGGUUGGCACCUCUUUCUGCCUCUCACCAUUUUUCUCUUCUCUCUAUUUCUUAUUCUCUCUCUCUCCUGUGUCUAGGUCUGUUCUCUUCCUCCUCCCUAGCCUCCUCCUUACAUCUCCUUUUACCCUCUCGGCUUCUUGUCCUUCCUGUGCCUCUCACGUGUCUCCUGGGUUGGGGCAUCAAAGCAUCUCUCCUCUUUGCUCUUGGCCCUUUCCAACCUUUCAUACCAACUGCUCCCCUCUGUCCGCCAAAAACGGGGGCUUGCGGGGGGUGGGGGGGAGAUUCUGGAACUCUACCCCCCCAGCUCCAGGCAUGGGCACAGGGCCUCUUUCCCUGCCUUUCUGUGUACUUACUCCAGCCAUUUGGGGUGGUUAUUGGGCCACAACUACUACCAUGAGAAGAAGUGUCCUGUUGUGGCCAGUGGCUGAUAGGAAGACAUGAAGCAGUGUGGACAUGAUGGACUGUGUCUGAUGCCGAAUGGGCAUCAGAUAGGAAGUGACUCGUUCCAGACAAGAAGUGACCAGGCCUGGACAGAAAUGGCCUGGGAAGUGUCCGCAGCAGGAACUGGAAGUGCCUUCAUCCAGAACAGGAAGUCGCACUUCUGAAAUAGGAAGUGGUCUGGCUGGAAUUCCAAGUGGCUUAGUCUGGGGAGGUGGCCUGGGUGGGGGUGGGGGCAUGGGAAGUGGAUGGUUCUUACCCUGUGGAGAAAGGGGCAGGAGGAACUCCCUGCUUUAGGAGGAAGCUGGAACUUACCACUGUGAGAGGACAGAUGUGGACUGAGAGUUUUCUUAGUGUUCAGUGGCACUUCCCAAGGACCCCUUCCCUUGUGCUCUGUGCAGUUUUUAGGACAGCUAAGAUGACUGCCACUUGCUGUGGCAGGCCCAAUUUGUCUUGUUCUCCCCUUACUGUACCCCAGUAUAAUCUCUGUUGAUCAACAGAACUACCCCAAGAACCCACAUGUUCUCCCCACCUAACCAGACGGCUGUCUGGCUGAUGCCUUCCUCCCUUCAAGCCCAACACAGCGCCCUUGUCAGUGAAGAGGUGGUCCAUGGACUGGUCUAGCUGAUGGCAGUUAUUAGCACUGGUUGCUGUUUCCAUAGUGACAAGCCUAUACCUCUUCCCGCUCUUUAGUGUGCAGUGGGCUGCUGCCUCGGUGUUCUCCCGCCUCAGUUUUAUUAGAUCAAAGCUGCCCUUGGCCAUCAUGUUGGCCACCUCAAUCACCAGCCAAAAUGGUUGCUUUGUCCACCAGAGGUCAAGCCAUCUCUCUGGCGCUGUAGUUCCCAGCUCCUUCUAGGGAACAGGAAGUUGAUAUUGCCAUUGGGGAGGUGGCGGGGUAUGGCCGUCACCUCGAUAGUUUUAUUGUAAAAGGGAAAUUUGAACAACAACAAAAAAACUGGAAAAAAAUAAAAAAAAAAACUUUAAAAGUUGA
Molecule: messenger RNA, 3931 nt
Organism: Mus musculus (house mouse)
Lineage: Eukaryota; Metazoa; Chordata; Mammalia; Rodentia; Muridae
Gene: Efnb3
Product: ephrin B3
Exons: 5
Coding region: 1108-2163 (351 amino acids)
Biological process (GO): cell-cell signaling; nervous system development
Cellular component (GO): plasma membrane; membrane
Molecular function (GO): ephrin receptor binding
Source: RefSeq, a predicted model, not a curated record